This is a messenger RNA of Acaulospora morrowiae, 494 nucleotides long. NCBI's taxonomy places the organism in Eukaryota, Fungi, Glomeromycota, Glomeromycetes, Diversisporales, Acaulosporaceae. The record is from the annotation of a GenBank genome assembly.
CCAAAUCUGAAAUAACAUCAGGAUCAAUCAAAACCGAUAAUAGACAAUCAUCAUUAUCUUUAUCUGCUAAUUCAAUUGAAAAUCUUCCUCAAAGAAAUGAUAUUGUAAAGGGCAUUCCCAAUUUAAAUGGCAUAGAUGGAGGGACGAAACAUACGAUAACGCAUAACAAUCUAAAAACGAACGGAUUGUCGGAUGUUCACUCAACAAUCAUCCCGGUAGAAUCAAUAACCAACAAAAAUCUACAUACAACUAGCAACAGCUUUCCUCCACUUGGUGAUACAACCACAAGCAAUGACCCUACUGGAAAAACUCAAUCGAACAUUAAUCGUCCAAUUAAUGGACAGAUGGAUCAAAAGAAUGCUUCAACAAAUAGUGAAGCAUCACAAAUUUCACCAUCAGAUCAAUCGUGUGGUCAAAGUCCAACGUUCCCAUUGAAUAAUACGGAUAGCAGCUAUGAUAACAGCAAUAAUAACGCGUCUUCCGUUAACACUGCU